AUGGGAAGAUUAAGAAAGUUGGGUGAUACAAAGACAAAUGAUAUAGAUUUAUAUAGUUUUAAAGAUGAUGACAUUGGCGACAGUAGGAAACAACAAGAUGUACUAUUAGAAUCAACAACACCAAUAAUGACAACUACAACAACCACAGCAAAGAAUAUUAGUGAUAUAGGUCAACCUACAGGCCCACCUAUUGAUAUGGACGAUGGAUUGAUUACUACACCAACAAGUAGUCAAACUGUUGGUGCUGUUACUCUUAACGAUCAAUCAUUUUCACAACCAAUACGAUUACCUGCAUCAAUAAUACAACAACAACAAGAAGAAGAAGAAUUGGUAACAACCCAACCAAUGAUUAAUACAACUACAACUACAACAAAUACGACAAAUGAGGAAUUAGUACCUACACAACCAUUGGAUUUCGAUACAACUGAUAUCAUUGAUAUUGAUUUUGGAAGUACACAAUCUUUACAACAACAUCAACAACAUAAACAACAACAACAACAACAAAAAGGUGUACAAGUAUUAAAGAGUCGUGGUAGUAAUACUCUUUGGGUUGGACCACCUGUAGCAUCUGUAAAAUCAAUGAUAUUCUAUUCAAUCAUGAAAUUUAAUGGAGUUGAUUAUUACACUGAUUCAAUUGUAAUGAUUCAAGAUACUCAAUAUCCGGGUCAAGAUAGAGUUUAUAAAAUAUCAAGUUUUUGGGAGACAAAAGAUAAAUCAUCACAAUGUUUUAUAGAAUUAAUACCUAUACAGAGACCAGAAGAGACACCACUUGGAAGAAAGGCGUAUCAUGGCGAGAAACAACUCUUGCCAUCGAUAGAAUGUGUCAUUAAAAAGAUAUCGACUAUUAGAAAGAUGAUGUUUUGUACAGUAGAGAAAUACACGCAAUGGAUGAGUAGAACUAGUUAUCCACCAAACUCCUUUUAUUGUCAAGACAAAGACUAUGAAAUCAUGAUGACUAAAGGGUUCAAAAGACUAGAGUAUGAUGGUGUUUUUACCAUUCCUCUUCAACCUCUAAAUGAAAACCCAUAUAUUACUACACCACCAGCACCACCAAAUGUCAGUUCAAGUUUGGAAUCUUUCAAUUCUUCUGAAGGUAUCAGUCUACCAAUUGGAAAAAAGAGAAAGAAUGUUGAAAAGAAACAAUCAUCCUCAACAACAACAAGGGAUUCUCUUUCUCUAGAUUUUACAACUAUGGAUCAAACCGACGAUGAUGAUGAUGAUAUAAUGAAAUCAUUUGAUAAACAAGAAAAUGAAAAAAUGGAUGCAUUCAAUGGACUUAAAAAGAUUCAAAAUCUAGACGAGGAAGAAAAAGAAAAUGCUAUAAUGGAUAUUGAAGGAUUGGAUCGUGUUUUGGAAUCAUCAAGAAGACAAAAAUCAAAGAAAAAAGAAGCACUCGAUCAAUUAAAGGAAAAGAGAUCUAAAAAGAGAUUAAAAAAGCAAGGUGAUCAAGAAGAUAUGGAGUUGAUGAAACAACAUAAUAGUGACGAUAGUGAUGAUAACGAAAUUUUAGUUUUGGAUUCUUCAAGUGAUGAUGAAAAAAUUGAAAUUAAAUCACCUAAAAAAAAGAUGAUUAUUGAAGAAAAAGAAGAAGAAGAGGAGAUGGAGGAAAUGGAACAAGAAAAAGAAGAGGAACAACAAGAAGAACAACAAGAAGAAAAAGAGGAACAUUUACAAAGACCACAAUCACAAGAAAAACCAUCUCAAGAUCUUGGUCAAAAAUCAACACCUAUUGAAUUGGAUGAAGAUGAAGGAGUUGGAAUAUUACAAUAUGAUGACGGUCAAAAAGGACCACCACCAGCACACGAUUACUUUAAUGUUGAUUCUCCACCAACAAGUCAACCAACUUCUACAAAUACCACAAAGUCAUCAACCGAUACAAAUCAUUAUAAUGAUUUAUUCCAUAUGGACAACUUUUUAAAUGAUAAUUUGUCAAGUCAAGCAGCAACACAACAAAAAAGAGCAAACCAAAAGAUAUUCCGACCAUCACAAAGUUUGACACCACCACCCAAAAAAGAUGUAGUGACAUUUGUGUUGACAGAAGAGGAUAAAUGGAAUAUUGAAGAUUCAAAGAUGAAAUGGAUGAAUAGUGGAUUUGCAGAUCAACAACAACAGGUCACCAAUCCAUUUAAAAGCCCAAAGAAAAAGUUGGUAUUUGUAGAUCCUAUUCCAUCUUCUAUCGAUUCAAGCAACAUCAUUUUACCAUCACCAACAGUAUCUUCAGCAAUGAGAUUCUUGUACCAACAACAAAAAAAGCAACCCGACCCCCCUCCUUUGUCGUCGAUAAGAAGAUCUUCAUCGUCUAGUGAUAUUGAUGAAGAACAAUUAGAGAUUGAACAAGAGAGAGAAAGGGAAAGAAUGCAACAAGAUGCUUACAACAAACAACAAAACAAAGAAGCAAGGAAAAAGGCUAGUCAACAACAAAGAAAAAGAUCGUCUGGCAAGUCUACUUCUACAAUGGAUAAACAACCAAUUGUAGAUAUUUAUAAUAUCGAUUUGGAUUCACAAGAAGAAAAAGAACCACAACAACAAGAGACACCAACCAAAAGAAAUUAUAAAUCGAAAAAGGAUAAUGACGAUGAUAUGAUUUAUACUCAAGAACCUACUAGUCGAACUUCUCCUCUCAAAAGAAGGGCAUACUUUUUUGAUGAUGCCAAAAGUGAUGAUGAGGAUGACAAUGAAAAUUAUCUAUUGGAUGAUUUUGUUGUUCAAGAUGCUUCAAAUUCUGAUACUAGCCAAGAAGAAGAAAUUGUACAAAAGAAAAGAAAGAAUGUAAAAAAGACAAAAAAAGUAUCACCAAGAAGAAAUAGAAGAAAUGAAGAUGAUGACGACGACGACGAUGAUGGAUAUCUUGAUGAAAUUGUAAAACCAAAAGCUCCACCAAAAAAGAAAUCACCAGAAACAAAAUCAGACAUUGAUUUAUCAAGUCAAGAAGAAAAUGAAGAACAAGAUGACUCUGAACACGAGAAAGAAGGAGAAAAACCAAAAAGAAGAAAGAAAAGUCUUAGAAAACAAAAGCCAGUAUCAGAAUUUGAUGAUGAUCAAGAAAAUGAUAAUGAUGAUUUGGAUUUGGAUGAUUUUAUUGUUAAUGGUAAAGAAGAAGAACAAGUGGAAGAAGAGGAAUCGGAUCAAGAGGAAAAAAAGAAAAAGAAAAAGAAACAAAGAUCAAAAGAAAAAUGGAGAGGUCAAGAUCCAUUAUCUAUUAAAAAAGAAGUUGAUUAUUUAUUUACAAAGAAAUUAACAAUCAAAGAAUCAUUUGAAGUAUUUUUACAAUAUAUUGUCAGUUGUAUUGUUGAUAAAGAUUUUAUUCGAUCAGUUAAAAGUAAUAAGGAGGAUUUCAAUUAUUUUAAAGAAUCAUUACAAAGAAUAGAAGAUGUAGUAGUUGGAAAAAAGGAUAUUUUAGUUAGAAGUAGUGUUUGGCAACAAAAUUUUGUAGAUGAUUUAUUGUAUAGACCCAUUUACCAGGCUGCAUCUUAUGAGGCAACCACUAAUAGAUGUCAAUCUUGCAAACGUGCUACUCACUCUGUAACCUUUACUGCUACAUUGGCAGGCCCCUCUUACGAAGUAUCACAAUAUUGGAAGGGUGAUUUUACCAAACCCAAGUCUUAUGAUGAUGAUGCAGAGACUGAUCAUACUCGCUACGAAGUUGGAUCAUUUUGUCUAAAGCGUUCGGAAAUCUUUCAUCAACUACAUCAUUAUCCCUACACCAUGUACAUAAAUAUUCGUGGCCAAGUCAAGAGAUUCAUGCAAGACAAUCAAGACUCUGAACCCGUCGACAUUGUCAAUCACUUUUUAGAUGAUCCAAAUUGGAUACGUUCCCAUUUCCUCAGACUUCAAGCUAUGCUUGCAUCAGCUGAUGAAGUUGGAGGUUUGUAA
Cavenderia fasciculata is the source of this 3873-nucleotide messenger RNA. RefSeq lists its product as uncharacterized. Gene Ontology annotation, molecular function: chromatin binding. The coding region runs from base 1 to 3873 and encodes 1290 amino acids. The transcript has 4 exons. Gene Ontology annotation, cellular component: nucleus. The record is from RefSeq and is a predicted model, not a curated record. Lineage: Eukaryota; Evosea; Eumycetozoa; Acytosteliales; Cavenderiaceae.